CGAGGAAAUCGCCUCUUGAUUGCGGAAGUCGGCGGGAAGGGCUCCGGCAGAGUCAGCCCGGGUCAGAAUGGCAGCGUGGGAAGCGGCGGCCGCCUCCCCCGCCUCCUCCGCUCCUCCUCAGCCGCGGGCAGCCCCCCCACCCCCACCCCACCCCGGUGGCAGGGAGGCGGCGAGGAAGCCGGGGCAGCCCCGAGCCGCAUGCAGCAAGCGGGCGGCCCGGCAGAGGGCUCGGCGGCCGCCGCGCGGAGCCCGGCGGGGAGCGGGGGGCCCCCGGGGCCCGCCGCGGCCACUUCGCUUCUUCGUACCCCCCCCCCCCCGCACCCACCCCCGCCGCCUCCCUUCCCCUCUUCCCCUCCCCGCGAGGGUUUUCGGUGUUAAAAACUGUCGGCGAUGCUCAGCUAUGGAGCGGGAUUCGCCCUGUGGACGGCGCUGGCCCUGACCAAGGCCGCGCCGGGGGAGGCGGCGGGAUGCAGCGCCAACCUGACGGAGCGUCGCGUCGCCGGGCAGAGCGUCCGGCUGCGGUGGGGAGCCGCGGGCCGAGCCUGCAACUUCAGCCUGAGCGGGCGCUCGGAGGACGGGGAGGCGGCCGGCUGCCAGCCCGCCCCCACGGGCAACGGCUCCUACGGCUGCACCCUGCGGGGCCUGGAGGCCGGGACCUGGUACCAGCUCCGCAUCGAGCCGUUCGCCGACGGGGAGGCUGUCAACAUCUCCGUGCAGACAGAUCCCCUACCACCGCCUCGUUUUGAAAUUAAUAAGCAAAAAACUACACUCACAAGCUUGCAGGUUCAGUGGGAUCCUUCCUCAGGAAAGGUGGACUUGUAUAACCUAAUAUUAUUUGAUCAUGAUAAUAAAAAGAUACAAGAAGUCUCUGUACCAGGAAGAAUUCCAAAAACAGAAAAUACUUUUUCCAGUCUGAUCCCUGGGAAUACAUACAACAUUGUCCUCAGUGCAAUUGCUGGAAAUAAGAGUACCCCAGAACUUCACAUAAGUGGAUCAACUGUGCCAUCCCCUGUGAAGAAUAUUCAGGUCAGCGUCAAGACAGACACUAUCCAUGCUUCAUGGUCUCCUGGCUCUGGGCACGUGGAUCGUUACAGGCUGGUGUUACUGGAUAAUCAUGUCCCAGUUCAUGAGAUUCACCAAGAAGAUCCUUUGACCUCCUAUACUUUUUCAGGACUUACAGCAGGCCACCUCUAUAACCUCUCUAUCAUAACCCAGGCUGCAGGAUUGGAGAGCAGCAGUUCUCAAACAGUCAGGACAGCCCCAGCUGAAGUCUUAGAUUUGACAGUGACUAACGAUGACAGCCUAGAUGCUUUAAAAGUUAAGUGGAGAAGACCUUCAGGAAACCUCAAUUUCUAUAAUAUCACUCUGUCUCAUCUUGGAUCAGUUAAAGAAGUCAAAACUCUACAGCCACCGGUCACAGAGACUCACUUUGACAAGCUAACUCCAGGACGUCUUUAUCAGGUUACUGCCCGCACAAUCAGUGGUGAACUGUUUACUGAUCGGAUGGCAACCGGCAGGACGUUUCCCCAGAAAGUUUCUGAGCUGAAAGCUGGUGGCGGUGGCUGGCUGAGGUCUCUGCGAGUGAACUGGCUGCCCCCUGCGGGAGACUGGGAGAGGUACCGCCUGCUCCUCUGGAACCGCUCGGCCCUGCUGCUCAACACCACCCUGGAGAAGGACACCACGGAAUACCUCAUCCAUGACCUGGGCCUCAUCCCGGGGAGGCAGUACGGCGUGGACGUCGUCGUGGAGAGUGGCGAUUUGCAGAGCAAGACCAGCUGUACGGGCAGAACAGCUCCGGAGCCUGUUCUCCAGCUCCGUGUGAAGCAUGCUAAUGAAUCUUCACUUAGUGUCAUGUGGAUGACCCCUGCUGCGGAAUGGGACAGCUAUGUAGUUUCGCUGGGAGACAGGGAUCUAACUGUCAUAAAAAAAGGGCUUGCAAAAGAAGCUAAGGAAUUCACUUUCACUGACUUGGUACCUGGAAGAAGAUACACAGCUACCGUCACUACCAUUAGUGGGAUUUUAAGCAACUGGACUUCAGUGGAAGGAAGAACAGUGCCAGCCCAAGUGACUGGUCUGACUGUGGCAAGUCAGGGAUCAACCAACAGCUUGUUCACUAACUGGACAAGAGCGCUGGGAGAUGUAGACUCAUACCAAGUGCUACUGAUUCACGAGAACGUUGUUAUUAAAAAUGAGACUGUUCCCAGUGAAACCAACAGAUACCACUUCUAUCCCCUGAAACCUGGAGGACUCUAUUCAGUUGUUGUCACCACCGUCAGCGGGGGGAUAUCUUCAAGGCAAACAAUCGCAGAGGGGAGGACAGUUCCUUCCAGCGUGACUGGAGUAACAGUAAAUAACUCAGGUCGCAGUGACUACCUCAGUGUUUCUUGGCUGCCAGCUUCUGGAGAUGUAGACAGUUAUUUGGUAACACUCUCUCACGAUGGCCAGAUUGUUCAGACUCUCACCAUUUCCAAAUCCUUCAGUGAAUGCUCCUUCAGCAGCCUUACUCCUGGGACACUUUACAAUGUGAUGAUAACCACGAAGAGUGGGAAGUAUGAAAACUAUUCCUUCAGCCAGGAACGAACAGUCCCUUCAGGUGUUCAGGGACUUACUGUCAGCAAUUCAGCCAGAAGUGACUACUUGAAGGUGUCCUGGUUACAUGCCUCUGGAUAUUUUGAUAAUUAUGAAGUGAUCAUCAAGAACAACAAUGACUUCAUUCAAACAAAAACUGUCCCAAAGGAUGAAAAUGAAUGCGUGUUCACUAAUCUGGUCCCAGGGAGGCAGUACAGUGUCACGGUCAUCACAAGGAGUGGGAAAUAUGAAACUAGUGAAAGGGUCUAUGGCAGAACAAUGCCAGAGUCAGUGAAGGAGCUGACUCUUAGUAACAGGAGUACAGAAGAUCUGCAGGUAACUUGGUCAAAGGCUGAGGGAGAUGUUGAUAAAUACGAGAUUCAGCUCCUCUUCAAUGAUAUGAAGAUCUUCCCACCCAUUUUCCUUGGGAACACCAUUGAGGAGUAUUGGUUCACAGCUCUGACUCCAGGACGUCUAUACAAAAUUCUUGUCUUGACCAUCAGUGGAGAUGCACAACGUGCUACUUUCAUAGAAGGCCUGACAAUUCCAAGUGUGGUCAGAAAUAUUCAUGUGUCACCUAACGGCAUGACAAACAGCCUGAAAGUGAGCUGGACUCCUGGAGGUGGAGAUGUUGAUUCCUACACAGUGACUAUAUUUCAGCAAAACCAUCAGCUUGAUUCCCAGAGUGUCUCCAAACACGUCUCUGAGCACAUGUUUCACAAGUUGGAAGCUGGGGAGCAGUACCGAGUGGUGGUGCAAUCUAACAGUGGCACCUUGCACAACAGCUUAGCAGCUUUUGGGAGAACACUUCCAGCCUCUGUCCAGGAAUUAUUAGCCCAUCAUGCUUACAGCAGUCAUUCCUUGUUAGUAACCUGGCAGAAAGCUCCUGGUGUAGCUGAAAGGUAUGACAUUCUGCUCUUGAAUGAGCAAGGAGUCCUCCUGAGCAACAAAUCAGAGCCAGCUACUGCCAAACAGCACAAAUUUGAAGAUUUAUUAGCCGGCAAGAAGUAUAAAAUACAAGUUUUGACAGUCAGUGGCGGGCUCUUCAGUAAACGAGCAGAAACUGUUGGCCGAACAGUUCCAGCAGCUGUCACAGAUCUGAAGGUCACAGAGAACACCACUGACCGACUGUCCUUCAGCUGGACCACGUCACAAGGGGAGCUUGAUUCAUAUGACAUCUUCCUAUACAACCCAGACAAGUCCCUUCAUGACAGGAUUUCAGGAGAGCAGCACCUCCAGCAGUGUUCGUUCCAGAACCUGCGGCAAGGCAGGAUGUAUCGAAUGGUGAUUGUUACCCACAGCGGAGACCUCACUAAUGAGUCAUCUGUCUUUGGAAGAACAGUACCAGCCCCAGUUGUUGGUCUUAAGGCAUCCAACCGAAACAUGACAGACAGUCUGUGGUUCACCUGGGGUCCAGCAGCAGGAGAUGUUGACUUCUAUGAGCUGAAUCUUUACAACCCAAAUGGGACACAGAAAGAAACAUGGCACAGGAAAGACCUGAAAGAGUGGCAUUUCCAGGGGCUCAUUCCUGGCAGAAAGUACACUCUAGUUGUAGUGACUCACAGUGGUGACCUGACCAACACAGCAAAUGCUGAAGGAAGAACAGCACCCAGCCCUCCUAACACUGUAUCGUUUACUGAUGUUGCAAACACUUCUUUAUCAAUCACGUGGCUGGGUCCUCCAGACUGGACAGACUAUGAUGAUUUUGAGUUGCAGUGGCUUCCAAAGGAUCCCCUCACAGUAUUCAAUCCCUACAGCAGCAGCAAAUCUAAAGUACGCAUCAUCUAUGGCCUGCGACCAGGAAGACUGUAUGAGUUCAGUGUCAGAACUGUCAGUGGCGACAGCUGGAAGACAUACAGUCAGUCACAGUCUGCAAGUGUAAGAACGAAACCAGACAAGAUACAAAGUCUUCAUUGUCGGCCCCAGACCUCUACUGCCAUUGCGUGUUCCUGGACUCCUCCUGAUUCUGACUUUGAUGGGUAUAGCGUCGAAUGCAAAAAAAUGGACACUCGUGAAGUGGAAUUUUCUAAAAGGAUAGAAAAAGACAAAUCUCUGCUUAAUAUCAUGACUCUGGUUCCCCACAAGCGAUACCUCGUGUCCAUUAAGGUGCAUUCUGCAGACAUGACGAGUGAAGUAGUUGAAGACAGCACCAUCACAAUGAUUGACCGUCCUCCUCAGCCACCUCCAGACAUACGAGUGAACAAAAAAGAGGUGCUGAUUACCAAAUCCUCCAUCAACUUUACUUUUAACUGCAGCUGGUUUAGUGAUACUAACGGAGCUGUGAAGUACUUUACUGUGGUUGUGAGAGAGGCUGAUGGUAGUGAAGGACCAAAGCCUGAUGAGCAGCACCCAUUACCUUCCUACCUGGAGUACAAACACAAUGACUCCAUACGCAUCUACCAGACAAAUUAUUUUGCCAGUAGAUGUGCUGAAAACCCUGACAGUGACUAUAAAAGCUUUGACAUUAAGCUUGGAGGAGAAAUGGAAAAUCUGGGAGGAAGGUGUGAUCCAGAUCAGCAAAAAUUCUGCGAUGGACCCCUAAAGCCUCGGACUGCUUAUAGGAUCAGCAUACGGGCUUUUACACAGCUCUUCAGUGAAGACCCAAAGGAACUCCCUAAACCGCUCUUUACAGACACCUUCUUCUCUUUACCGAUCACUACAGAGGCAGAGCCUCUGUUUGGAAUUAUUGAAGGUGUGAGUGCUGGCUUGUUUCUGAUUGUGAUGUUAGUGGCUGUUACUGCUUUAUUUGUCUGCAGACAAAAAGUUAGCAAUGGCCACGAGAGACCUACAGCAAGGCUGAGCAUUCGCAGGGACAGGCCACUGUCAGUCCAUCUGAACUUGGGCCAAAAAGGGAACCGGAAAACUUCCAGUCCGAUCAAAGUCAGUCAUUUUGAAGCACACUUCACCAAACUUCAAGCAGACUCCAACUACCUCCUGUCCAAGGAGUAUGAGGACUUGAAAGAUGUGGGUCGAAACCAGACAUGUGACAUAGCGCUUCUGCCAGAGAACAGAGGGAAGAAUCGAUACAAUAAUAUAUUGCCCUAUGACACAUCAAGAGUGAAGCUUUCCAAUGUGGACGAUGACCCUUGCUCAGACUACAUUAAUGCAAGCUACAUACCAGGCAAUAAUUUCCGCAGGGAAUACAUAGCGACUCAGGGCCCUUUGCCUGGCACCAAAGAUGAGUUCUGGAAGAUGGCAUGGGAGCAAAAUGUUCACAAUAUUGUCAUGGUAACCCAGUGCGUUGAGAAGGGCCGGGUGAAGUGUGAUCACUACUGGCCCCUUGACCAGGAUUCCUUGUACUAUGGAGACCUAAUCGUUGAGAUGCUGUCUGAAUCCGUGCUCCCAGAAUGGACAAUACGAGAGUUUAAAAUCUGCAGUGAAGAGCAGCUUGACUCAACAAGGCUCAUUCGUCACUUCCACUACACUGUCUGGCCAGAUCAUGGUGUGCCAGAGACCACCCAGUCCCUGAUCCAGUUUGUCAGAACUGUAAGGGAUUAUAUCAACAGGACCCCAGACACAGGACCAACUAUUGUGCACUGCAGUGCUGGUGUUGGCAGGACUGGCACAUUCAUUGCACUGGACCGAAUUCUGCAGCAGCUGGAUUCAAAGGACACUGUCGACAUUUAUGCAGCAGUACAUGAUCUAAGGCUUCACCGGGUUCACAUGGUUCAGACAGAGUGUCAAUAUGUGUAUCUACAUCAAUGUGUGAGAGAUGUGUUAAGAGCCAGAAAACUUCGCGGUGAACAAGAAAAUCCCUUGUUUCCAAUAUAUGAAAAUGUGAAUCCAGAGUAUCACAGAGAUGCUGUUUAUUCAAGGCACUAAGAAUGUUACAGACACCUGCUUUUGUGACCACAUUUGUUAACUAGGGGUUUUGUUUGGGUUUUUUUAUGUAUGUAUUUCAUGCACUAGAAAGGUGCCAGACCUUUCUGUUGAGACUGUGUAUAAUUUAUUGGUCUGGUGAUUUUUUUAAAGAUAUAUAAUUUAAGUGUAAUAGAUAUUAAUGUAUAUAGUUGUAUUUUGGCAUUAUGUAAAUAUGUAUUUUUUCUGUAUUGUUUAUAUUAAUAUUAAGCUUCAGAUAAUAGUAUUUUUUUCUUAUCACAGUUUUUAUGAACUGUUCUACAUAAACUAUUUUAAAUUGUAUGGCUAACAGGACUGCUGCGUUUAGGGCAGUAUUAGCAUAUAACACACAGGAAAAAUCCUAUAAGAGGAGAACCUCAUUUUUUUUAACUAGUUCAGUGUUUGUGAGAUGAAAUAAGCUACUAUUAAGCAAGGGAACAGUAGUCCUGUAUAGGAAUUACAAUGCUACUCUACAGUUUAAACUUACUGCUUUUGAUCUGACAAAAAUGGGUAUAACCCAUAACACAAUGGCAUACCUUUUACAGAACUCAUUAACAGCCGAGCAAAACAGGGUCCACCUCACUAGAAGCAACUGUUUCAGUCUAAUGUGACAUACAUAGUAGAGAAAUAUCAAACAACAUAUGCUGCCAUGAAGUCUAGCAGACCUUUCCCCCCCUACAUGGUUUGAGGGGAGACAGGUCACAUAUUCUGAUUUCUUUACACUGGUUUAAGAGAGCAGAAUCAGACCACAGCCUGUGUCUGUGCAUUUUCACGUGCAUAUAGUUAUAAUAAGAAAGGUGUUCAAGGAAACGCCUCAGAUGACAUACAUGUUAACAAACAGACCUGUAAGGAUGUGAAGUCUGGCAGCUUCCAUAGCUCAUUAAAAACAAUGCUGUACCAUGCUAAAAAAGUACAGAGAUUAUAAACGUAUUGAAAUAAAGACAUAUAAAGGUAUAUAUCCCACAGUUUACACAACUGGCUUUGGCCUUAAGCUGCUUGCGGCAUAGCUUCCUUGGCCCAAGUGUUGGUCUCCUUUGAAUGCCACUUGCUUUUGCAAAGGGCAAGCAUGGCCCCAGCAUGUCUGCAUAGAAAGACUCCUGCACUUAGGUGUUGCCUGAUGUCACCACCACAAAGGCAGUUGGAAUAGAAAAAGGCUCAUCAGUAAAUAGAGGGAUGUAGGCUGGCAGGGCUGUGCUAAUCAUUGGAUGACUCAAAGCAUUUAGUGAUUAGCAAGAAGUACAAUCGAAGAGCACUCAGCAGGUAUCCUGCCCAGCCAAGUGGAUUAGGCACAUCCUCUCUCCUCUGCAAAGAGGCUUCUCAUUCAAGGGACUGAACACUCUGUUCAGCUAUUCUUUGUCUUUAUAAAAUGCUCUUCAAACAAAUAGAGAAGAGGCAGUACACAGUUCUCCAUCACAAAAAGAAGGAAGGGCUUGAUAGUUCUCAUUUCGUGUAUCUACCCAUACUUUACCUAGAGAAAACUUAGCCUGCUGCUGAAGACAAGUGCCUAAAUUCCACUUUUAUUUUGGAGAUAAAUAAAUAUUUCUGAAGGCCUUCUGAGAACCAGCCAGUACACCUAAGUGCCUAACUGAUGAACUGCUGUGGCCCUGGGCCAAGACUAUUGUGAUUUCACUAUGGUAUAUUGGAGCCGCACUCUCCUUGUGGUAGGAACACCAUAGCACUGAUGGCUGAAGAAAUCUGCUAGGCAGCUCUGACGUAGUUUUCUUAGAUCGUUCCAAAGCAGAACCAGCAGGACUAUGCACACCCAUGUCACUCUGUUUUUUCUAGAGAGCAGCAAACAGCCUGAUGGUCACUCUUCCUUCCUGCUCCAUCUGGAGUCUCAUCCUUUCUUGACCAAAUACACUUGCGUGCCUCAGAAUCAUAGAAUCAUUUAGGUUGGAAAAGACCUUCAAGAUCAUCAAGUCCUACCAUCAUCCAUGCCCACUAAACCAUGUUAUGGAGUACCCCGUCUAUGUGCUUUUUGAAUACCUCCAGGGAUGGUGACUCAACCACUUCCCUGGG
Molecule: messenger RNA, 8424 nt
Organism: Harpia harpyja (harpy eagle)
Lineage: Eukaryota; Metazoa; Chordata; Aves; Accipitriformes; Accipitridae
Gene: PTPRB
Product: protein tyrosine phosphatase receptor type B
Exons: 32
Coding region: 391-6390 (1999 amino acids)
Biological process (GO): protein dephosphorylation; angiogenesis
Molecular function (GO): cadherin binding; protein tyrosine phosphatase activity
Source: RefSeq, a predicted model, not a curated record